This is a messenger RNA of Entrophospora sp. SA101, 1032 nucleotides long. The record is from the annotation of a GenBank genome assembly. NCBI's taxonomy places the organism in Eukaryota, Fungi, Glomeromycota, Glomeromycetes, Entrophosporales, Entrophosporaceae.
AUGAUUGAGAAAGUUUUUAAUAUGGGAGCUAAUCUGAUUUCUAUUGUGUCUGAUAGUGCACCAAGUUAUGCAGCUGCUAGAUGUCGGCUUCGAGUUAAACAUGUACAAAUUACUUUUUUGCCAUGUUAUGCUCACCAAAUGAAUCUUUUUGUGGGAGAAAUUUUUAAAGAAUCAGUUGAGUUUAAGGCAACUUCCACAGAUGCAAUAAAAGUUGCACUAUAUUUUAAAUCAUCACUUAAUAAAUAUUUUAUUGGAAAAUUACGUUCAAUACAAAAAGACACAUAUGGUAAAUACAUUCAAAUUGCUAUUGGUAAUGAUACCCAUUGGAACAGUCAUUAUGAAUGUUUUUGUACGUUGAUUAAAUCAAAAAGUAGCAUUAAGGGUGAAUGUUCAAUGUAUGAACCCCACACAGGAUCAUCAUCAUAUCGUAGACCUGAUGAACCAUUAUAUCUUCCUGCUAAUAUAUCUUCAAUUUUACUAGAUGAAGACUGGUGGCUUUUACUUUCAAAACUAGUAUUGGUACUUAAACCAUAUUGUAUAAUAUUAGACAUUUUGCAGAGAGAUAAAGCAAGGCUGCAUGAAGUUUUGGGUGGUUUUGGAUAUUUUUUCAAAAAAGCUAUCAAUAUGAGCAAAUUACAUGCUUCAAUUAAAUAUCAAUGUAAAGUUAAUGAAGUGGAAGCUAUUCGUAAACAAAAAUCAACAGAAAACAUUGCUGGUCCAAUAGAUUUAGAAAUAAGUGAAGAAAGUUCCACAGAUAUCCAAGAAUUAAAUAAUAACAGUGAAGACAAUUUAGAAGAGGAAGAAGAAACAAAUGAUGUAUCUGAUUGGAAUAGAUUAGUUAGUGAAUGGGAAAAUUUGUUACUUCGAGAAGAGGUGGAUGAUUUACUUUCCACAGAUAGUGAUGAUGAUGAAUUUGAAAUAAAUGAGUUAUUAUUGAAUCAAACUCAUCCUGCAUUAGACAAUGUAGCAAAAUGGCAAAUAACUGAUAUUUUUGUUGAAAAUUUAGAAAUACCAUUUUUUAUUGAAGAUUAA